Messenger RNA from Abrus precatorius (Indian licorice), 2469 nucleotides. Its product is annotated as probable serine/threonine-protein kinase PBL1. Lineage: Eukaryota; Viridiplantae; Streptophyta; Magnoliopsida; Fabales; Fabaceae. The coding region runs from base 623 to 2266 and encodes 547 amino acids. The record is from RefSeq and is a predicted model, not a curated record. Gene Ontology annotation, molecular function: ATP binding; protein kinase activity. Gene Ontology annotation, biological process: protein phosphorylation. The transcript has 6 exons.
UCUACAAUUCUAAAUAUUCUUCUAAUCUCUCUUCUACUUUUUUCUCUCUCUCUCUCUCUCGCUAAACUCUCCACUCUUCAGCUUUUCCAAUCUGCUUUCUUUGACUCGAUAAGGGGUUUUUCGUAGACGAAUCAAAACCACAGAAAGUUCCGAUUUUUACCCAUUUUGCUGCCCCUGGAUCGCUUCACUCCGAGUUGCAUGAGCUGCCAUUUCUCGCGCAGCAGCAAUGGUGCCAGAAUCGUAGACUUUCCAUUCUGUUGUAUUUCCAAUGGUAUGGAUCUCAGAGCGACAGGGAUCCUAAGUUCCUAACAGCUACUACAGAGCAAUGAACCAAGGCAGCGAUGGGUGGGUGUGGCCAGAUUCUUGUUUGCACAGAGGUCUGUGAGAUGGCUACUGAAAAGUGCAUGGCUUCCAAGCUGCAAGGAUGCAGUGGUCGAACGAUCAGGGCAUGGGGCCCUGUGGACAAUGAGUCUCCAGUGGCAGGAUGCUUUCAGGCUGAUUAUUUGGGCAGGGGAGUUAAUGAGAGAUAAAACGCAGUUGCCAAGGAGAGAGAAUUUGAAAAUAAAAUGCGCUUUGAAACAUGACAUAGAGUUCUUUUCAGCGACAAAGUUCUCUACAAAAGAUGGGGUGUUUCACUGUAUUGAAGAACAAGAAGAAAAAGUCUGAUCAGAUUUUGUAUGUAAAACGGGCAAGCCAUAAUGAGCAUGUACCAACAGUUCUGCCCGAACCUCAAACUCAUACUCGCUCACUCCAGUCUGCUCCUCCUAGUUUUAGGACCAGAGUGAAACCCAUUCAACCCACUAAUAAAGUCAGUAACAAUAGAACAAGAACAUUAUCUGCUCCAUCAACUCUUGAUGCAGCAGAACAAGAAGCUUUGGCCUCAAUUGAGUAUGAGGAACAAGAAGAGUCAAAACACCGGGCUGCAUCAAUGAAGGAGCAGCGUUCAUCUAGUCCACAACCUUUACCCCUUCCAUCUCCUCAGGGAGGUGGUGUAUUGAAGGCUGUUGGCAGCUUUAAGUCAGUGACAGCUAGUGGUCCUCUAUAUGCUUCUGGACCUUUGCCGCUUCCACCAACUGGGUCACUUAGGAACUUUAUGUACGAGGAAAUUGCUGCUGCUUGCCACAAUUUCUCUUCAGAUAGAUGCAUGUCCGAAUGUCUUUCCUCCACAAUAUAUAAAGCGUCCUUUGGCGAUGAUGCUUCAAGUUCAAAGAAGUUUGAAGCCACUGUCACACGGCUUCACCUAUCAUCUCAGGGCUUGAAGGAAUUCAUUAAUGAGGUUAAUACUCUUGCAUCUUUGCAACAUCCAAACCUCUGUAAAUUGCUAGGAUUUCAUGCACGAGAGGCUUCAGAACAUAGGAUGUUGGUUUAUGAGAGGCUAUACCAUGGAAGCUUGGACCGCUUAUUGUAUGGGAGAUCUGAUGGGCCAUCUAUUGAUUGGAACACAAGAAUGAAAAUUGCUAUAUGUGCUGCACAAGGUCUAACUUUCUUGCAUGAAGAAGGGCCUUUUCAGGCGAUGUAUAAUGAAUUCUCAACAGCCAACAUACAGAUUGACAAAGAUUUCAGUGCAAAGCUUUCAGGAUAUGGUUGUGUUGGACAUAUUCCAGAGGAAGAGAUAUCAAGCAGUUCAUCUGCUGUUGGAAACCUAUCAAUGGAGACACUGGAGAAAGGAAUGCUCACUCCAAAGAGCAACGUAUGGAGUUUUGGAAUUUUCCUUCUGGAGCUACUCACAGGAAGGAAGAAUCUUGACAGCCGUCACCCCAAGGAAGAGAGAAAUUUAGUCAAGUGGAGCCGGCCCUUCCUAGCUGAUAAUCAUCGUCUGUCGUUGAUCAUGGAUUCUCAACUCAAAGGUCGGUUUCCUUCCAAAGCAGCAAGAACAAUAGCUGACAUUGCACAAAGAUGCCUUCAAAAGGAGCCAUCAGAAAGACCUACCAUGAGAACUGUUGUUGAGCAUCUCAAGAUGAUUCAAGAUUUGAAAUACUCGUGCCGGUUCCCACUGCAGGAGCCAGCAUCAAAUGCUGGAAAGCAGAUGUCAAGAUCACCAAGUCUUAAUGGUAUCAUUACCCCUGCUCCAAGGUUGAGUUUCUCUCCGUCGCCACCAUCGGGUGUUGCCCCCGUAUCUGUUUCACCUCCAAGAUGGUCGGGAGUGCCGAUCCUCCUUCCGCCUAGGGCUUGUUCUUCCAGUAUCUCUUUGGAGGAGCUUGAUAGGCAAGAAAGUCGCAAGUCAUCAUCCUCAGCCUCUAGAAGGGCUAGUGUUGAAGGAUUUUGAAUGUCUAUAAUGUUCAUUUUUUAUUUAUUAUUUUUGGUGUGAUUCAACACAAAUUUAUAGGAGAUAAAGAUGUGGUUCUUCCACCUUUGAAUCCCUUAGUGUGAUGCUGAGAGGAUGUUCUUUUGUAGAUAGUGCAAAGGUUGGUCUGACCGGGUUCAAUUAGUUACCCCAUUUAUAUGAAAAGUUUAUAUGGUUUUAGCAUU